This is a messenger RNA of Naegleria gruberi, 174 nucleotides long. RefSeq lists its product as uncharacterized. The transcript has a single exon. The annotation marks the transcript as partial. Lineage: Eukaryota; Heterolobosea; Eutetramitea; Acrasida; Naegleriidae. The record is from RefSeq and is a predicted model, not a curated record.
UGUGGUGAACACUGUGACCAAUCAUGUGCUGUUUGCAUUUGUGAUUUUGAAGAAUGUGAUGAACUGAUAAGACUUCCUUGUGGUCACGUUUUCCAUAAAGAUUGUGUGAGUACAUGGUUGAAUGAACAUAAUACCUGUCCAACUUGUAGAUAUGAAUUACCAACAGAAGAUAUU